AUGAACUGAAUUUUGUUUUCGGUCCUUAAAGUUGGUCAAAUAAGGCUUUAGAGCCAAUUUUCGAUAUUUUGUGUCAAUAUUUACCAUUUUCAUCAUGCUGGAGAAGGUAUAUGGAUGUUAUUGGAGAUUGAUCUAAUUACAGAGGUUAACUUUCUUAGAAAUACAUAAAUUCAUUGCUUAAAGUUCGUUGACUAAUGCAGGUUUUAAGAAAUAUAUGCAAAAUGCUAAUAGUUCAGUAUACAGUGUUAAGAUGAGCAUUGUGAUUCCAAAACCAGUCAAAGCUACAGUGUUGGUUGAACUACAUAUUAUAUAAUAUGAGCAUCUUUCACAUGCAGUUUAUAGAAUUUGGCUGCCAUAUUGAGAAAAUUAUAAUUUCAAUGGUAAAUUUUUGAGCCAGAAAAUUGGCACUUAGUGGUAUGUAUUAAAAAUCAUGAAAGCAUCCUGUUUUAGAUUUUGACAACGAGAAGAGGCUAGUAAAACACAUUCUUAAACUUGGUGAGGCAGGAUUUCCUCCAAAUAGGCAAGCUAUAUGCAUGUUAGCUUAUCAAUUUGCUGAAAAACUAAAUCUGAAACGUAAUUUCGACUACGAUAAUGAAAUGGCUGAAGGCGCAUGCCUCAAAAGUUUUAUUGAACGAAAUCCGGAACUAUCUACCAGACAAGCUGAAGGUUUAUACUGAUACUUAAUAUAGGUACGAAUAGUUUAUAACAACAAUUUAGAAUUUAUGUUUUUUGUUGGUUAAAUACUUGUAAAGUGGAUUUUACCAAAAAAUAUGAUUAUGAAUGUUGUAACUUGAGAAUUUAUAUGUUAAUUAAACAAGCCCUCUAAAAUAUUUAAUAAGGGUUCCUAAUUUGUG
Molecule: messenger RNA, 854 nt
Organism: Acanthoscelides obtectus
Lineage: Eukaryota; Metazoa; Arthropoda; Insecta; Coleoptera; Chrysomelidae
Source: the annotation of a GenBank genome assembly